Molecule: messenger RNA, 8743 nt
Organism: Oryctolagus cuniculus (rabbit)
Lineage: Eukaryota; Metazoa; Chordata; Mammalia; Lagomorpha; Leporidae
Source: RefSeq, a predicted model, not a curated record
GCGGCGUGACGCGCCAGGGCUGCCGGGAGCCCACCACUGCGAGGCCUUUCGCCUUGGGGACGGUGCCUCGCAAGGCCUUCUUACCCACUUCGGGGUGUGCUGUAACCUGCGCCGAAGGUCUCUGAGCGGCCGCUAUGGGGGAGGGGAGAGGUGAAAACUUCGACGGUGUGAGCACCGACCGCCUUAAGCUGGAGUUGCUGGAAGAAAUCCACAUGAAGGAUAUUGUGCAACUCUCAAUGCUUGAAAUAAGACACAAGAUAGCAGAACUGGAAGCCAAACUCAAGGGUGACGAUGAAGAUGAGAAGUUGUGGCAUAAAAAAGGUGGUGAAUGGAAAAUCCGUUAUGAGACACAACUUGAACUAAAUGAUCAGCUAGAAAAACAAAUUGUUUCUCUGGAAGACAAAAUGGAAAAAAUCCGUGGAAAUCCUUCAGAUAGACUGUUUUCUAUUCGUGCCUAUGAACGAAUGCCAGUGGAAUCUUUAAAUACAUUACUUAAACAGCUAGAAAAGCAAAAAAGGAGUCUUGAGAAUCAAGUCAAAGACUAUGCACUUAAAUUGGAACAAGAAUCAAAGGCUUACCACAGGACCAACAGUGAACUCCAAAUAUACCUUGCUGAGAUGUCUCAGGCCUCAGGCUCACAUCAGGUUUCUAAAAGGCAACAACACAUGGAGCAACUGCCGAAAAUGAAGGAGAAUCUAGUGAAAAUGGGAAGAUUUAAUCCAGUUCACCAGAAGAUAGCGAAUGCCAAGAGAGGACCAGUAAAAAAGGUUACAAGAUCAAACCAUCUUCCAAAACUCAAUCCAUGAUUCCAGAACUAGGCGGAUAUCUAUUUCUUCCCCUCUUUUCACUAUUUAGAAUAUUCAGCUUGUUAAGCUAAAGUUAAACACAUUUUGUUUUUCAGGGAAUGAAAUAGAUAAGAAAGAACUGUGAAACUUCUCUUUAGCUGUCCCUCCAGUUUGUUCCUUUGUCUGCAUGAAAGUAAUUUCCCUAUGACCUUAAAACAGUUAAAGGAAAUACUUGUGAUUUAAUAUCCUAGAAUAUCUGUAGGUUGACAUCAUUACAGUUGGCCUUUAAUAAUAUAUCUAUGAUCUACUGUAAUAGUAACAUUGCUAUUAUAUCUGGCUAUUAGCUGAAAUGUGAAUUUAUAGAACUUUUUGCUACUUUAAACUAUCAUGAUUAGUGUUUUAAGCCCUAGGUUUAACAAAUGCAUUUUUAUGCAUCUAAAUGCAUAAAAAUGAUUCAAAAUAUCAUGGUAUCAUAGAAACAUCCUUCAAUUGUGAAUUAGCCUAUUUAUAGCCCAGUUCCUGUUGAUAGUCUAGCCCCUUGCCCUGAAUUUAGGAGAUCUUUAUUACAUCUUUCAUCUUGUCUUAAUUUUCCAUACUUGCAAAACGACUCAAGUAAAAUUUAUUACCAGUCUAGAAAAAUCAAUAUUUAUUCAUUCUAUCAGAGUCUUGCCACUUAGCAAAUGAUGAUUUAAAUCAUUUUUUUGAUGUUUAUUAUCUCACAAUGAUAGCCUAAUUCAUUGGAGCAAACUUUGCAUGUGUUCAAAAUAUUUAAAUCUGGAAGUGGAGAUAGAUCGAGGACAAGAGAAGGCAUUUAUAAUUUUUUUAAAAUAUCCAACUUAUGUUUAGAUUAUUUUUGUCAUUAAGACAUUUUUAUGUCAUCUGAGUCUACAACACACCUAUACUUUAUUUGCGUACUUUAAUAAGUUUUAAGUUUUAAUUCACUUUAAUAAGUGAAAUUUUUAUAUUUCCAGAAGUCACCCAGAGGUAAGUAGAGUUUCCAGAUAAUGGUGUUUCCACCUUCUAUCUGGCACUAAACUUAGUUCUCUUCAGUAUCACCAGUAAUGAUUAUCAAAUGCAUUUCUAAAGCUACCUCUACAUAUGUUUAUUUCUUUAUGAACAGAUGCAUGCAUUUCAUAAGGCCAAAUAAUUCUUUUAUGAAUUUAAAAUGUAAUACAGAAAAUAUAAAGUAAUUUCCUUUAAGUUAUUCUACAUUGAAACUAUAAGUAUUUGGAAAUAUUUUCUGUUUGUAAGCUAACUACAGAUAUCUGGUACUAUGACCCAUAUUGCUAGAUAAGUACUAGAUUUUUAUGUCUUAUAUCAUCUUUCUUAGCAUUAGCAGUCAAUUGAUAAUGUAAACACCAAUGAUAAUUAUGAAUAUCAAUGAAAAAUAAACAAGUUUGUUUCCUUAAAUAUAGAGCUAAGCUAUUUUGGGGAUUGGACUAAAGAACCUUGAAGAUGAUCUCAGUCACUGAGAUGGCAUAUUAGUGGACCAUCUUAAGAGGAGAGUCAUGCUUAAUAGUUCUGCAGAAGCUAUUUUGGGAUACUUCCAGAUGUCAGAAAAUGUCUGUCUUAAACAGAAUGAUGGAAUGUUGGUGAUAUAUAGUUCAAAGAACUGAAAUAGAGGACUCUUAAAGAUUUGUAUUCUAAUAUCAGUUUUGCCACCUUUAAAUUUCUGACAUUGAGUAAAUCACUUUUCUUUGCCUCAGUUUUAUCAGUUAUAUAGUUGGGAAUAUUUAUUCUAACAACUGCCUUGGGAUUGCUUUGCAGAUUAAAUAUAUUUAUCACAUAUUUAUUUUCUUCCUUUUAUUUGUUUCCUUCUAGAAACAAUGUUAAUUAGCAUUUACUAGAUACAGAGAUAAAAGAACAACAUCCACAAAACAAAAGAUGAAAAUAAAAGUUAAAGUUUUGCAAGAAUUACCAACUAAGAAAAGCUCUAGCUUUAAGUUUUCUAUCAGUCAAUGCAAAGAAGGAAUCAGUUAUAUAGUUCUUUUUUAAAUUUUUUGACAGGCAAAGUGGACAGUGAGAGAGAGAGAGACAGAGAGAAAGGUCUUCCUUUUUGCCGUUGGUUCACCCUCCAAUGGCCGCCAUGGCCAGCGCACCGCGCUGAUCCGAUGGCAGGAUCCAGGUACUUCUCCUGGUCUCCCAUGGGGUGCAGGGCCCAAGCACUUAGGCCAUCCUCCACUGCACUCCCGGGCCACAGCAGAGAGCUGGCCUGGAAGAGGGGCAACCGGGACAGAAUCUGGCGCCCCGACCGGGACUAGAACCCGGUGUGCCAGUGCCACAAGGCAGAGGAUUAGCUAAGUGAGCCGCGGCGCCAGCCUAGUUAUAUAGUUCUAAUUUUUUUGUGCAAGGAGUAUUAAAGUAGAAAAAAGUUUUGCCUUGUCCUAAGCCUGGAAAGUAAUGAUUUUCUUUUUUAAGAAAAUUCAAUUAUUUACUAGAAUAGUUAGUGCAAAAAUGACGGUAGAGUCUUUAUCUCAUUUUAUAUUCAAAUAUCUAUUAAUAUGAAUACUUGUGUUUUUAUUGGAGUGUACAGAAUCUAUACAGCAAAAGUUCAGUAAAAUACUAUUUAGCAAAAUAAUAUUUAAUUACUUCAAAUAAUUAAUAAUUGUUGGCAAGGAUGUGGACAAAUAGGAACCCUCAUACAUUUCUGGUAGGUAUGUAAAAUGGUACAGUCACUUGGGAAAACCUGUCACUUCCUCUUACCAUAUGACCCAGCAGUUCCAUUCCUACGUAUACACUCAAGAGAAAUGGAAGACUAUCUCUGUAUAAAAAUAGGUACAUGAAUGUUUAUAAUACCAUUAUUCAUAAUAGCCAGAAAAUGGAAACUGAUGAAUGGAUAAACAACAUACAGUUUAUUCAAACAAUGGGUACUAUAUAGCAAUAAGAAGCACUGAAGUACUGAUAUAUGCUAAACAAUACAUAAACUUUGAAAACGUUCUUAAUGAAAGAAUCAGAUCACAAAAGUCCACAUAUUGUGUGAUUCCAUUUAUAGGAAAUGUUCAAAACAGGCAAAUUCAUAAAUUCAUAGAGAUUAAUAAAGUAGAAGCUAGGGUUCAUGGGAGGGUCAAUGGUGAGGAGUGACAUUGAUAUUGGGUACAGGGUUUCUUUGUGAUGAAAUUUUUUUAAGAUUUAUUUAUUUAUUUGAAAGGCAGAGUUACGGAGGGUCAGAGGCAGAGAGAGAGAAAAAUAGUGUGUUUGACAGAGAGAUAUUCCAUCCACUGGUGUACUCCCCAAAUGACUGCAACAGCCAGGGCUGGACUAGGCAGAAGCCAGGAGCCAGGAGCUUCCUCUGGGUCUCCCAUGUGAGUGCAGGGGCCCAUGCACUUGGGCUAUCUUCUGCUGCUUUCCCAGAUUGUAUUAGUGGGGAGCUAGAUUGUAAGUGGCACAGCCAGGACUCGAACUGGAGCCCGUAUGGGGUGCUGGUGUUUCAGGUGGUAUGCCACAGCACUGGCCCCUGAAAAUGUUUAAAAAUUGAUUGUAGUGACAGUUGCACAACUCUGUGAAUAUACUAAAAUUCAUUGAAUUGUAUACUUUAAGUGUGAUAAUUGUGGAGUUAUAUCAUUAUUGAGAAUAGGACACUUUUUAUAACAAAUUAAUAUUCAAGUAUCAAUUUAAAAAUAUUGAAUUUAUAGAAUCCUUUUACCUUUAUCUAAACAUUUUCAUUUUUACUAUUUCAGUUACAGGAAAAUUGUUAUUAUCUGGAGAACUCUCCAUAAAGUUUGUCAUCAGUAGAAUUCCUUAAGCAGUCUAUGCGAUCCUUUUUCAGGGAUAUUAUAGAAAGGGUUCCUAUAAUGGUGAAAGUUUGAAUACGAUAACUCAGUAUCGGUUUUUUUUUUUUUUUUAGAUGUAUUUAGUUGAGAGGCAGAAUUUCAGAGAAAGCAAGAGGAGAGAAAGAGAGAGAUGUCUUCUAUCUGCUGGUUCAGUCCCCAAAUGGCCAGAGCUGGGCUGAUCUGAAGACAGGAGCCAGGAACUUCUUCUGGGUCUCUCACAUGGGUGCAGGGGUCCAAGCACUUGGGUCAUCUUCUAUUGCUUUCUGACUUGAACUGGUACCCAUGUGGAAUGCCAGUGCUGCAGGCAGAGGUUAGCCUACUAUACCACAUUGUCAGCCCCUCAGUAUCCCUUUUGAUGCUAUUUGGAUUUUGUCAUUCCUUGAUCAUUUAUCAGAUAACAAAACUGAGCCAAAAACAAUUCCCUAAAAUAUAUGUUGAAUGUGUUAUAUAGGCAAUAUAUUUAUAAGUCAUAAAUACUUGACUAGAAUUUCAAAAACAUCAUUGUUGUACCAGUAUCCAAAAACUAACAAAAUCAGGUUCAAUAUUAUUAAUGGCCAUUUGUUAAAUGUAAGCCAAAUUAGGUACCAUUUUUCAUCUGUAAAAUAAAGUUGUUUUCAAAAAGAUAAUUUUCAAAUGUGAACAACUCUGAAGUUUAAAAAUAGUUCUAAUAUUCUGCAUGUGGAAGAAUAAAUUAGUAUAAUUUAUUUGGAAAACAGUGUUCAUAUUAUCAAAUAAAUUUAAUGUUCAUUUAUCAACUGAAUUAUACCUCUAGUUAUCUACCCAAAUGAGGAAUCCUGCAUGUAGAAAACACAGGACAAGCAGUUUAACAGCACUAUUUACAGCAUCAAAAAUAUAGGUUUCCUCACUGGAAAAUUAUAGGGAAAUGCUUAUGUGAAUGGAGAUUCAUCCACAUGUUGACUACUAUGCAGCAAUUAACUUUUGAUAAAUCAAAAUUCUCUUCUUCCAAGUGUUUCCUGUAUUCUGAAGCUUAUUGGUGUUAUUUAUCUCUAGCAUUUUAAUUUAAUAAACAGCUAUAUUCAUCAUCUGUCACUAGCUAGCUUAGUACCCAGCAGAUGACAGGCACCUACUACAUUUUGUUUAACUUAAAUAUAUGUUUGUAGAUUUUAUGUCACAGGAGAAUCUGAUAUUAGAUUGAUACAAAGUUCUUCAUACAUAUAUUUUUAAGUAUUUAAAGAUAUCAAUAGGGGGAGCCUACAGAAAGGGAACUUUGGUUCACUGAUAAUACCAAAAGAUAUAGUUCUUCAAUAUACACAAUUUCUUGUUUCACUCAACUAUUGUCCAGAAAUAGGGAGAGAGGGAGAGGAAUAAGACUUGUGGAACAGAAAAAUGCAACAUGUUUUAGCAAGCUGUGUACCUCAGGGAAGCUUACUGAGCUUUCCUGUCUGUAGAAUGAUUUAAAGAUACCUAUGUGUAUGUUUGAAAGGGUAGUGUGGGAGGGAGUUUUAUUGAAAAUAACCUGAUAUCUUAAUGUAGUAAAGAUAAGCAAUAGGAAUCACAGAACACCAAAAAGAACCUAGAAAAUAUAUAUUGACAGGGCCGGUGUUGUGGUAUAGCCAGUAAAGCUGCUGCCUAUGGUGCUGGCAUCCCAUAUGGGCAUUGGUUCGUGUCUUUGCUGCUCCACUUCCAAUCCAGGCCCUGCUAAUGUUCCUGGGAAAGCAGCAGAAGAUGGCCCAAGUGCUUGGAACCCUGUACCCACUUGGGAGACCUGGAAGAAGCUCCUGGCUCCUGAGUUUGGCCUGACCCUGCCCUGUCCACAGUGGCUGUUUGGGGAGUGCACCAAUGGAUGGAAGAUCUUUCUCUCCUUUUCUAUCAGUAACUCUUUCAAAUACAUAUUUUUUUAAAUAAAGGUUUAUUUAUUAAUUUAUUUGAAAAGCAGAGUGAGGGGGAGAGAGAGAGAGAGAGAGAGAGAGAGAGAGAGGGAGAGAAACAGAGGUCUUUCAUCUACUAGGGCUGGGCCAGGCUGAAGCCAAGAGUACAGAACUCCAUCUCAAUCUCGCACAUGCGUGGCAGAGACCCAGUAAUUUGGACCAUCAUCUGCAGUUCCUACAGGCACUAGCAGGAAGCUGGACAGGAAACAGAAUACCCAGGACUUGAACUGGCACUCUGAUACGGGAUAUUGUUCCAAGUGGCAACUUAACCCACUACACUGCAACACUUGCCCCUAAAAAUCAUUUUCUGCUUCUUGUUAUAGCUCUGAUUUUAUUAUUGGACGCUGGACUUUGGUGAUUUCAAUUGUUUGUUAUAGAUUUUGUUGUGCUUGUCUUAUAAGCAGUUAAGUUACUUGCAGUUUAGUUUAAUCUUUAUAAGCCUUUGUUAGGAUGGAUAUAGAGUAACCUUUUCCCAAGAGAUAGUUUAGCCUCAUUACUAAGACUAGUUAAUAUGAGAUCUCCAUUUAGUGGUGUGAUUGAUCAAUGAGGAUGCUCUGUCUAUUUGGGGUCAAAUGCUUCUAAGCUUUUGUGGGUCAUUUGCUUGAUCUUAGCAUUUCCUUCUAAGCUCCUGGCCCUUCAUGUUCAGACAGGGGGCUCUUACGCAGAUUUCUAGAAUCUUGUUUUGUAUAACUCCUUCCUUUCUGACACUUUGCUCUGCAACUUCUAGCCACUGUAGCCUCCCUGAACUCCAGCCUCUGCCUCCUCAACUAUGUUAAACUGCCAUGCUUUGCUUGGGAUUUCCCUUCCUCUUCUGAUAUCUUUAAUGUAACUUCAGGCAGAAACAUUGAGCAAUGCUAGGGCUCACUUUCUCUCAGGAAUCACAGCCUUGUGGUAUAUGUUGCUCAAUGUCUGAAUUCAAUUACUUAAUCUUUUUAUCUGUUUUCUAUUUUUUCACAACAAGUGAGUGCUAAAAGAAAAAUGGAGACCAGUUCAAUUUUUUUUUAAAGAUUUAUUUAUUUGAUAGGCAGAGUUACAGACAGAAAGAGGAAGAGACAGAGAGGUCUUCCAUCCGCUGGUUCAUUCCCCAAAUGGCUGCAAUAGCUGAGCUGGGCCAAUCAGAAGCCAGGAACCAGGAUCUUCUUCCAGGUCUCCCACACAGGUGCAGGAGCCCAAGCACUUGGGCCAUCUUCCACUGCUUUCCCAAGCCAUCAGCAGGGAGCUGGAUCAGAAAUGAAGCAGCCAGGUCUUGAACUGGUGCCAAUAUGGGUUGCCAACAACGCAGGUGGAGGCUUAACCUACUAUGUCACAGUUCCAGCCCCAGACCAGUUCAGUUUAGCAAGAAAGUUUCUAGAAUCAGGCAGCUUUCUAGGCUGAAGAUGGUUUAGCAGGUCCCAUUUCCUUACAAAAUGGUGAGCUAUUUUUAUAGAUAAAAAAAUAGGAAAUGACAUACAGAGAUUACUUGAUUGAUAAAGUCUGGCCUUUGCCUUAUUUGGGUAUAAUUUGGCAACCUUCAGUCUGUGAUUGGCUGAGAUUAUGCUGCUUAACCACAAGAAUAUUCUCUUAGAUUAGGUUACAACCUGCUAGCACAUCAAGCCAGCUGCAUAGUUCACUAUAAACAGAGGCUCCAUUAGACUAACUCAAUUAUUCAGGUAGGAGGCUGGUUGAGGCCAAUGUAUUUCUGUCCAAAAAGGGGAAGAUUUGUUCCUGUUACUCAUUAAAGGCCAGAAGCAAAACAUCCAUCCUUUUAAUCAAAACCAAACCACCAACAAAAACAAAGAAAAUCUCUUAAAAUCCAAUGUAAAAAUCCAUUUUGCUUUUCAUCUAUAACAUAUGUAUAUUAUCACCUAAAUAUGUUUUUGUCACCUCAAUUACUGGAAUUUAUGCUGGAUAAAAUGUCUGGGUGGGGCUUUGUUUUAUCUUCCUUGGUGAGGAGGUGAGUUUAUUCUGGCAAGGAAAGACUAAAGGUAUUUAGUGAUCAAAUCAAUAGAUGGGACAAAGCCUGCUGAAUACUCAAUAGACUCAUUCUUUUUUCUGUGGAGCACACAAAUGAGGCUGCAUUCACACAUGAAAUACUUGGUCACUGUGUAGUGUAUGCGCUACUUUGUUUAGUGAGAUAUGUGUGAAACUGUUGAGUUGUGUGUGGUUUGUAUACAGCUAUGUUUAGAUAUAUAGAUAGGAAACACUGUGUGUGGCUAGAUGUGACCCUGUGACUGACUUCAGGGCAAUACAACCUAUGCAUAUGUGAUGUAUAUAAUUUCUGUGAUCUCGCAGGUGAUCCUUAUUGGUUGUACUUAAAAAA